AUGGUUAACCCACCUCAACCGAGACAAAUGCCUAAAUCACCACGUAUUACAUCGUCGUCAGGCCCAACCCCAGUUCCAUUGGGUUCUCCGCGCAGUUCACAUCCACAAUUGCAUCAUCAAUCUUCAACCGCAUCCAAUAUUUCAACCACUUCAACUACAUCGACGAGUUCAACUAUAGGAGGUGGAGCAGGUGGCAGUGUUAGUAGUGGCACUGGAGGUCCUACUUCAUCUCCACCAGCAACCUAUCUCCAUCAUCAUCCUUCUCGUAAACCAUCAAUUGUUGAAAUGUUGAGUUCUCCACCACCUUUGCCAACAGAUCCUUUGGACUCAAUCCAUAAUUUCAGUUUAUCAAGACACGCUUCUACCAGUUCAAACAAAUCAUUUACUCAAUCAGGAUCAAAUGUUAUAGCGCCACCUCAACUCAGUGGUGCAGCAAAUGUCGGUUUAGAUUGGAGUGAAAUUCCAUUGACUGAAUUGACCGAAUCCAAUAAAUUGAUUAGCAUCCAUAGCUCUCUUUCUGUACAAGCUGCUUUUGAAACGUUACUUGACAACAACUUAACUAGUGUUCCUGUAUCUAUUUCCAAGAAUGAUCCGACUGAUUUAACCAAUUGUUUGACAUUUGAUUAUAGUGAUUUAAACACUUAUCUUUUGUUAAUCAUGAAUAAAGUGAAUUAUGCCGAUUUGAAUGUUGAAGAGAUCGGAGAUGCCAAAUCGAGUGCCCAAGAAAAACACGAUGUUGUUAUCCAAAACAUUAAUAAGGCGAAAAGAGGUGAAGAAGUUCCUGUUGAGUUUAUCAUCAAGUUGCAUCCAAAGAAUCCAUUCAUCAAGUUUAAUGAAACCGACACUUUGUUUUCUGUGAUGGAAACUUUAGGAAAUGGAGUUCAUAGAAUUGCUAUUGCUAAUGAAGAAGGAAACAAGAUCACCGGUAUCUUAUCUCAAAGAAGAUUGAUUAGAUACAUGUGGGAAAAUGCCAGAAGAUUCCCUUCAUUGGACUUUUAUUUGACAUCUACUUUACAGGACUUGAAGAUUGGAUCUACAAAUCCAAUCACCAUUUAUGAAGAUCAAUUGUUGAUUGAUGCAUUGCACAAGAUGUUUACCGAAAGAGUUUCCUCAUUGGCUGUGAUUGAUAGAUCAAGAACAUUGAUUGGAAAUAUUUCCAUUGUUGAUGUCAAGAAUGUCACCAGCUCCAAAAAUUCACAUUUAUUGUUCAAAUCAGUAUUGAAUUUCAUUAGUUACAACUUAUCACAAAAGGGAAUUGAAGAAGGACAAGAUCAAUUCCCAAUUUUCCAUGUUAAUUACCAAACUUCUUUGGGUAGAGUAAUUGCCAAGUUGGUCGCUACCAAAUCACAUAGAUUAUGGAUAGUUGAUUCAUCUCGUCAACCAAGUUCAGUUAGUAGUGCUAGUGGUCCUACAAAUGGAGUAAAUGUGGGUUAUGGUAACCCUGCUGAUGCUAAUGUGACAGACAAGGCUGAAAUUGCCGAUAGAAACAUUGAUGUUGCACAACAACUGCCUGUUACUCCAACUCCUUCUACCAUUGCCGCUGCCGCUGCCGCAGCAGCUUCUGCUACUGCCCCAACACAACCAGAGCCAACCUAUCAAACAGGUACUGGUAAAUUAGUUGGAGUUGUUACAUUAACUGAUAUCUUGGGGUUAUUUGCUACUUCUAAAGGAAGAAAAACUGAUCCACUUGCAGCCAGAAAUCAGAGAAGAAGAAGUUCCACCUCCACAACCAGAUCAUCGAUUGAAAGUGCAUUGAGUGCUGAAGGUAUCAUUCCUGGUGGAUCCAAUAAUGGACGUCGUGGAAGUGUUGAUGCUUCGAGCGAUGUUUUUAGAAAAUCAGUUAGUAAAUCAUAA
This is a messenger RNA of Candida tropicalis MYA-3404, 1854 nucleotides long. It is a transcript of the gene SDS24, whose product is annotated as Sds24p. Gene Ontology annotation, biological process: cellular response to glucose starvation; regulation of mitotic metaphase/anaphase transition. The transcript has a single exon. The record is from RefSeq and is a predicted model, not a curated record. NCBI's taxonomy places the organism in Eukaryota, Fungi, Ascomycota, Pichiomycetes, Serinales, Debaryomycetaceae. Gene Ontology annotation, molecular function: protein serine/threonine phosphatase inhibitor activity. Bases 1 to 1854 code for a protein of 617 amino acids.